AUGGAGCUGCCCCUUAAUACCGACGAGCAGGGGAUCUUCCUGCCAGAAACUCUUAUCUGGGUCGUGUGUAUGGCUGGCACUCACUACCGGCCAUAUUUUACGCCAUCACGUUGCUCUCGUCUCAAUUCCCGAAAGUUCUCCGCCACUCGCGGCAUCGAGAUAUUCGACACCGCCACGUUCGGCCCCAACAUCAUCGCCCGCGCGAACCACAUAGCCGCCGUCGAGCGAUGGAAUACCCCGCAGGUUAUCGACGAACCCCUGCAAAAAUCAACAUCAACGUUUGAGGCCGAGGUCGAUGUUCAGCACGAAGUUACCGAGCAGCAUUACCGCGACCAGAAGGCUUUCGGUUCCGAAUCCGUAUGA
Trametes versicolor FP-101664 SS1 is the source of this 363-nucleotide messenger RNA. RefSeq lists its product as uncharacterized. Lineage: Eukaryota; Fungi; Basidiomycota; Agaricomycetes; Polyporales; Polyporaceae. The transcript has 4 exons. Bases 1 to 363 code for a protein of 120 amino acids. The record is from RefSeq and is a predicted model, not a curated record.